This is a messenger RNA of Gamsiella multidivaricata, 2235 nucleotides long. RefSeq lists its product as uncharacterized. The coding region runs from base 265 to 1989 and encodes 574 amino acids. NCBI's taxonomy places the organism in Eukaryota, Fungi, Mortierellomycota, Mortierellomycetes, Mortierellales, Mortierellaceae. The record is from RefSeq and is a predicted model, not a curated record. The transcript is spliced from 4 exons.
UUUUUUUUUCCGCCCGCUCUCUCUCGCUUCUCUACCGCUUGCCCUUUCUCUCUUCUCCAUCUCCUUCCUUCAUUCCCAUCCUUCUCUCUCUCUUUCUCUUUCUCCUUCUCUUUCUUCGUCCAUAUUUUAUUCCGCUCCUUCGUUUCUUCGUUUCUUCGUUUCUUCGUUCCUUGUUUUACACUUCCGCCCAGGGACGCAAAGACAUAAAUUUCCGGGUCUCUUGUCCUCUGAUUCACUUAAUACAUCCACACAACGACUUUGAUAAUGGUUAACGGUCGCUCCUCCACCCCUCCCCACCGCACACAGCGUGCCCUCAGCGUCGCUGCUGACACCAGGAAGGCCAGGGGCACCCUCUAUAUCUCUUCCGAAUACCCUUAUGCCCACCCGUACCCACCUAGUCCUUCCAUACCAGACCUCCCCAGCUGCCCACAAAAACUGCCCAAGCCAGCCCAGCCCGCCCCUCUUCAACACGAUCCUGCCCAGGACUCAUUCUUCCAUUUCGACCAAUUCCAACGAACUGCGCCUUCCGUGGCCGAUCAGAAAAAGGACGACAAGGUCGCUCAGCGUCAGCGACGGGAGCAGAUCGUCCAGAAACUACAGCAGCAGCAGAUCGAGGCCCAGGAGAGGGCCAGGCAGGAAAAGAUCGAGAAACAGCAGAUAAAGCUCGAGCAGAAACAGGCAAGGGAUGAAGCCAAACAAUUUUACCGGGCCCAAUAUGAUCAAGCUAGUCAGAAGGAUUCCAGAGAAAAGCGCCAGCAACGGUCUGCUCCAAUUCAACCAUUCCCCAACGAGCUCAGUAGUCCAUAUCUUCAUGAUGCACACCCCCUCUAUCACCAGGACGCAUCGUCUAAUCUGUCCUACGACUGCGACGACAUAUCGUCAUCGUCAGCAAAAUCCCGCUCAUCGCGCCACGUUGCCUCGAACAAUAUGCGCUCGCUGAGUCUCAAAAGCACCACAAAGUCCAUGUACGAUCUCCGGCCGUGGUCUGGUGGACCACAAUCGCCCACACAAGGACAUCACACUGAAUACGAAAGCGAUGAGAGAUCGCACGGCUGGGACUCUCUGAUGGAUACAUUGUACUCGCCAACGUUGCCAUCGCCGUCCGACGCAGCUAGCUGGGAUUCCAAGGAUGACCAAGAUCAGGACCUGACGGACUCGAUGGGUGCUCUGUCAUUCUCCCACGACUACAGUGACAAUGGCAAUGGCAAUGGCAACGGAAAGUAUCUGCUGGUCCUAGGUGCCAAUGGUCGAGCUGGUAUUGAGCUAGUCAAGCAGGGUCUAGAGAGGAACUACCGUGUCACGGCAUUUGUCCGGGACGACAAACCUUUGUUGGAGGACAGCUCAUUGCGUAGGAACCAAAAUCUGCUCAUCGUGCGAGGCUCCCCGACGUCGCAGGCCGACGUGGACAGCUGUGUUGAGGGCCAAGAUGUUGUUGUCAACCUGAUUGGGGCCCGGCUCAUGGCAGGCGACCCAAUCAUCGGAUCACAUUCACAGGUCGUUCUCAAUAAUGCACUCAAGAAGCAUGGCGUGAGGAGGCUGGUCGUCGUCACAUCAUAUGGGUGCCUUGGUCUCCGUAACUAUCUCAUCAGCACCAAGAGGCUAUUUUCACGGGUCUUCAUGACUGGGAUUCUCAAGGACAAGGUGCUUCAGGAGGAUAUCGUUCAGCGGGACUCAGAGUUCUUUGAUUGGACUAUCGUUCGACCGAUAACUCUUAAAGAUGGCGACUUGUCGGAGAGGUACUGGGUGAGCUCAGAAGAACUUCCGAAAGCUAACAAGGUUAAGCAACUAAGCCGGAAGGACCUUGCACAUUACAUCUUGACGAUCAUUAACAGGCCUCAGGACUACAAGGCAAUCCGGAGUAUUGCUGGCAAACCAAAGUCGAGCAAACAGAAACUGUCCUGCCCAUCCGAGAGACGGCGGGACCCACAGGAAUUGGCAAGGCAUCAACAGGAGCUGGCUAAGGGGUACCAGGAACGAGGAGGAUAUUAGGCGCACAUUUUCUGCUUUAUCUGUGUUGUCAAUUUGCUCCUCCUGUACCUCAUUUCCGCAUAUCCUCUUUCAUUCGUCCCUUGUAAUAAAUAAUGUAGAUUAGAUUUCACGCAAUGCUCCAACUGAUACACCUAUUCCCUUUUCAACUGUUGCAACCAGCGACGAAGAAAGGUCUAGACGCGCUAUUGAAAUCAGAGUCGGCUCAGCCGGUUGCGAGUGUCUGGGAGUAAUGGUUUUGUUCUCUGC